AUUUUUGCAACACAAAGGUAAUAUUUUUUAAAUCUUGAAAAAUAGAUAACAUAAUUAUCUGUUCUGCUAAAUAAAUAUCUAUGGAUUAUAAAAAUAUAAUUAUUAUAAUGUAAUGAGGGAUAUUUAUCAGGAAAAUCAUUAAGAUACAAGAGCCAUGUUUUUUUUAAUAAAUAAGGUUUAUAAAAAAUUUAAUUGUCUUUCUAAUCAUUAAUUGUGUUAAAAAAGUUUUCUUGAAAGGAGAAAAAAUACAGUAGUAAAAUAUAACAACAGAAAUUUAAUAGUCACUAGUUACAACAUUCUGAAAAACAAUUUUUUUUUUAUAUUCAUAUACAUAUCAAUGGGCAAUAGCAAUUAACAUGUGUAUGUCAGAGUAAAGUUGAUGAUUCAACAUGGCAGAUGUACCUAGCGAGGCUCCCGAACACUGUCCUGGAACCCAGAGUGAGGAUGCUGGCAAAGCGUCAGCCUGUGCGGGAUGCCCGAAUCAGUCGCUGUGCUCCUCCGGAGCCACCAAACAGCCAGAUCCUGGUAUUGCGCUUGUGAAAGAAAGGCUCUCUUCGGUGCGAAAUAAGCUGCUAGUGCUUUCAGGCAAAGGAGGAGUAGGCAAGAGUACUGUGACGUCGUUGCUGUCCAGGUGUCUUGCAGCAAAUAAUCCUGACAGAAAUGUGGGAGUAUUGGACAUCGACAUUUGUGGACCAUCGCAGCCAAGGGUACUGGGAGCACUUGGUGAACAAGUUCACCAAAGUGGAUCAGGAUGGUCCCCUGUAUAUAUCGAGGACAACUUGUCACUGAUGUCGAUUGGAUUUUUGCUCAGUGGUCCAAGUGAUGCAGUUAUCUGGAGGGGACCGAAGAAAAAUGGUAUGAUCAGGCAGUUCCUGUCGGAAGUUGACUGGGGCAGCUUAGAUUACCUCAUUCUGGACACACCGCCCGGCACGUCGGACGAACACUUGUCGGCUACGUCGUAUCUCAAGGGUGCCGGCAUUACCGGUGCCGUAAUUGUCACGACACCGCCGCAAGUCGCUCUCUUAGACGUCAGGAAAGAGAUAGACUUCUGCAGAAAGGUGAACGUUCCGAUCUUGGGUGUGGUGGAGAACAUGAGUAUCUUCGUAUGUCCUAAGUGCAAGAAUACCGCAGAAAUAUUCCCAGCUUCGUCAGGUGGUGCGCGAACGAUGUCGAGCGAAUUAAACGUGGAGUUCUUAGGCUCGAUACCUUUAGACCCGUUGCUGGCCAGAUGUUGCGACGAGGGUAAAAAUUUUCUGACGGAGAUGCCAGAAUCACCAGCCGUUGGAGCUUUGAACGAAAUUUGCAAGAGAAUCGUUCGAAAGUGCGAAGAAGAGAAAGAGAAUUGCCCCAGUAAUUCCCAGUGAUAACGCGCGAAAUUUCUUUUGUAUAAAAAUUUACAUGUAAAUGCAUCCGUUUUGCUGGUCAAGUCUAAUAAAAAAAUUCAUUUUGUUCUAA
This is a messenger RNA of Wasmannia auropunctata (little fire ant), 1455 nucleotides long. It is a transcript of the gene Nubp1, whose product is annotated as cytosolic Fe-S cluster assembly factor NUBP1 homolog. NCBI's taxonomy places the organism in Eukaryota, Metazoa, Arthropoda, Insecta, Hymenoptera, Formicidae. Gene Ontology annotation, molecular function: ATP binding; 4 iron, 4 sulfur cluster binding; ATP-dependent FeS chaperone activity. Gene Ontology annotation, biological process: iron-sulfur cluster assembly. The coding region runs from base 390 to 1364 and encodes 324 amino acids. The record is from RefSeq and is a predicted model, not a curated record. Gene Ontology annotation, cellular component: cytosol. The transcript has 7 exons.